Molecule: messenger RNA, 1294 nt
Organism: Amphimedon queenslandica
Lineage: Eukaryota; Metazoa; Porifera; Demospongiae; Haplosclerida; Niphatidae
Product: histone-lysine N-methyltransferase, H3 lysine-79 specific-like
Exons: 9
Coding region: 119-1189 (356 amino acids)
Source: RefSeq, a predicted model, not a curated record
CACCAUCAUAAGACACACUCCAGCAAUAGAAGACAUAAAGUCCUUCAUCGAAUGCUUCACGUCACAAUUAGAAGGCCAGCUGUUAGUAGCAGAGUCAAUCAACGAUCAGUUAUUACUGAUGAGAAGCAGCUCUAACCUAAUCGAUAUUGAGAUGCUCCAAGGACUAACGGAGCACCUCCAGCUACCCGAGGGAAGGGAAAUCAUUAGUGAGUACCAAGAAGAUAUGAUGAAGUAUGCUAGUAGUCUCCCGGUACAACUUUGCACAGCUGAGAGUCUUAACACAAUUCUGAUGCCUCCGCCUCUUAAAUGUGAGAGUGCUACGUUUGCUUUUAAGUGGGACCCAGAGCAGAAGAAGCUAAAAGAUGCUGUGGAUAUAGUUUCAAAAUCGACUGGGAAACUCAUGAAGGUUUAUAAUCUUGAGAUGUCCGGCGAUGAGGUUCACGUCAAUUGCGUGUUUCUUUACACAUUGAUGGGGGCAGCCAUAGCCACUGUACAUGAUAAUAUUGAAGCUCUUAUUAGUGAUGGGAUUGUAAAAGUGACCAUCGGGUACCUGACCGUGUGGAAGAAACAAGUUCAUGAUAUCCUGACUAAAGAGAGAGAGGAGCCACAACCAUCAGAAGCAACUCAAGAAGAGGGCCAGGACACUAGCAGUGCAUCCCUUGAUGAUGAAGAUAGACCAAAAACGACUGCUGAGUUAGAGGACAUAGUGGAAAAACUGUCUGAUACUUUAAAAGAUAAGGAACAGGAAGUGGAAGAGUUGGCUGAUAUAUUGCAAAAGAUAAAAGAGGGCACCCCAUUGGAGAGGAAAGUCUCAGAAUUAAAGUUAUACUUGAAGCAAGAGAGAGAGAAAGAAAAGAGUUUGAGGGAUGAAAUAAAAGAAAUGGAGGAAGCACUGAAGGAUCCUGAAGCGUACGAAAAGAAAAGGUUGACUAACGAAUUGGAACGUCUGAAACGAGAGAAAAAGCAGAAAGAAGACAAAUUGUUGGAGGAUGGUAAGAAAGAGAUAUCGGUAUUGAAAGAGAAGCUGAAAGAACUUGAGAAAGAGCUAGCAGAGAAAGAGGAGGAGAACAAGAGCUUGACUGAAAACUUGAAAGCUCUCCAGUCUCAGUUGACAGAGACAAAGGCCAGUGAGGCUGAUGAUCCUCCUCAACCAAUAGAAGAACCAACAAUACCAACUUCUCCUUCAUAAGUGUGACACUACCUAACCCCUUCCUUAUACAUUAUUUUUAUUUUUUAUCAUGCACAUAGAAACUCUUGAAUAGUUUGCUUUUUGUAUCUUUUUUAUUAUACAUAA